Messenger RNA from Spodoptera littoralis (African cotton leafworm), 1041 nucleotides. Lineage: Eukaryota; Metazoa; Arthropoda; Insecta; Lepidoptera; Noctuidae. The record is from the annotation of a GenBank genome assembly.
AUGCCGCUCGAAGUCCAAGGAACAUUCGUAUCACAGAAAAUUAGUAAAAUAAGAUGGAUAGCUGAAGACUAUGUGGAAACAAAGUGCUUUUUUACCGGCAGUUGGGAUGACGAUCAAAAUUCUAUUAAAGUUUGGACGUUAGAAAGUCCUCACGAAGAGGAGGAGGUGGAAUACCCUCGCCAGUUGUCCGAAUACCUUGUAAACGGUGAUGUUACACAAAUCAAGUUUACAGAAAAGAACAAAAUCGCAGUUUCCUUAUCAAAUGGCGAUGUGAAAGUGCUGGAAGUAAGUUUGUACGACAAACAGUUUCCCCUUAAAGAAGUAUUCCACUGGGAGAAGUUACACAACUACGGUGCAGAACAAUGUUCCUGCACAUCACUGGACACCCUGGAAGGUGACAUUGCCACCAUUGGUGAGGAUGGCAAUGUGAACAUACUGAGUGGCAGGCGGGGAGAGGUGAUGCAUUCCAUCAAGGGAGCUGACAGCUGCUCCCUACAUUCCAUCUGUUUUAUCAAACACACUGAAGUUAUAACUGGUAAUGUGAGAGGACAUAUGAAGAUAUGGGAUGUAAGAUCUACAAACAACAAGCCAUCAGCUGCAUUCUUACUUGCAGGGGAUGAAUUAGCCGCUACUUGUAUCAUCCAUCACCCAACACAACCACAUAUUAUCCUCGCAGGGAGUGAAUCAGGAGCCCUCGCAGUCUGGGACUUGCGAAUGAACUCCUUCCCUACGUCUUUAGUGAAUGCUCAUUCCGCAGGAGUAUCAGAAAUGCAGUUCCAUCCAGAAAACCCUCACAAGCUCCUUACAUGUUCUGUAUCCGGAGAAUUAUGGGAGUGGAACAUGGAAGCCAUGACAAAGAGUUCCAAAGGCCCUGAUGGCCAGGUGAUGUGGAUGCCACUACAAGAUAAGAAGUCAAUGAUGGUGAACUCCUUGAUACCGGCCCUACAUAAAUCUAUCAACAGCCUACACUGUGACAAAGGCCGGAUACUUUGUGGAGCUGAUAAUGAAGCUGUUUAUUUGAUUAAGAACUUUAAGUAUUAA